Messenger RNA from Fomitopsis serialis, 2164 nucleotides. RefSeq lists its product as uncharacterized. The record is from RefSeq and is a predicted model, not a curated record. The coding region runs from base 336 to 1886 and encodes 516 amino acids. The transcript has 3 exons. Lineage: Eukaryota; Fungi; Basidiomycota; Agaricomycetes; Polyporales; Fomitopsidaceae.
CCGACACUAACUUUUUGCGCAAUCCUCAAGAGUGCACAAUACACUGCCUGAAAUCCUAACCGCAAGUCUUAAUCUUCUACGCUGCAGCGGGGAGAUUUGAACAGCCACCGUCGGGCCUUGGUGAACGUCUCCUCACUCCCAGCUGUCUCGCAUAUUGUUCUGCACUCGCCUCCGUAGAGCUGCCAAGGACCACCUACCCGCAACGUCCCCACGAAUUGCAUCGAGCAGACUGAACCGUUUCGCAGCUCAUCUGCCGCUACGGUAUCGACGCGAUCGCAUCCCGGCAGUACCCCAAGGUGCUUCGAAACAACUCAAGCCGAAUCCCACCAAGAAACAUGGCCCGAGUGCUGGGCCUCGGCGACCUGAGCAGCGCUCCCUGCAACUUGCCUCGUCCCGUUACCAUUCUUGACCUUCCACCCGACGUCCUCCUCAUUAUCUUUCGUUAUGUCUCGAAGGAUAUAGGGCUCCCGGGAGAAUGGGAUGACUACCAACUGGCCCUCAACAUCACAGACCCCUCACCAUAUCCGAACCGUGAUCGGUACCUUGAACACCCCUUCCCAGAGAGCCUUGCCUCUAUCCGUCCCCUUUGGCGAGACGUCAUGUCAAAUAUAUCCAUAUUUUGGACGCAACUUGUCAUUCGGAUUGGAAGGGACCCUACUCCGCUUUCCAGAAUUCGUCAGUACCUCUCGUGGUCACAGAAACAUCCCCUUGAUAUCUACGUCCUGCGGAGAGUCGACCCAUUACUGAAGGAUCAGAACGAGAAGGCCCAACUCGAAAGUGUAUUCGACCUGCUCUUACCUCAUGUCGGGCGGUGGAGGAUCUUGCGUGUGUGUUCUCUGUGCUCCAGCUCGCUCCCACUUCCUCGCGUCCAGCUCGUUGGCCGGGCGCACAAGCUGGAGGCACUCAUCCUGGAGUUUAUUGUCGAUGACCUCGUCGGCAGCACCGGGACGACCUUGCAUCUAGGAGAUGAGUUUGAGACCCCUGUUCUGAAGAAAAUCUCCAUGGGUGGAGUCCACUUCCGCAAAUCGUAUGUGGACCCUUUCCCGCAGUUGGCCAUGCCACCUCAGCUCUAUUCCCUCGCCAUCACCGGCUACCACUCGCAAAACGAAGCCUUCGCACUCGUUGAUCUGCUCGCAUGCCUUGAGAGCUGCAAGGAAUUGGCGUCUCUCGAGCUCGACAACCUCAACCUCAACGGCUUCGACGUUGGGCCACCCAUCAUUGAGGCUCCGAGAAUGCCCCGUUGGGGCGUCAGCUUCACCGACAUGGGCGGUGAUGUGAUCGCUGAGUAUGGCAGGCUUCUGAACCAUCCUUUCAUCGACUGUGUGUCGUACACGCGAUGUGGGCUGACCACUCCGCUGGACGCAAAGCUCUUACACGCUCGCCGGGUCAUUAUGGAGGAGAUCCACAGCCCAGCAGCGCUCUUCGAAUCCCUCGCAGCCUCGCUAAGUAGCACAGUACUUGGCGAGGUAGAGUUCACCAAUUGCGGUGGCCUGACUACAGAUGUGCUGCGGGUGCUCACGGAUCCUACUAUGCCUGAUCCCGAGGCGGAGGCAGACGACGAGGGGCCCGGCGGUAUCUGGAUCUGUCCGACUUUGGAGGAGCUCAUGAUCAUUGAGUGCACGCAGUUUCGGAGCACCGAUGUGCGCGCAUUCGUCGAGGCGCGUCGCAGAGCACACGAAGGCACGGGAUUUGUGGAUGAAGAUGACCCGGGGUUCGUUGUGACGUCGGUGAACCACCUCUACGUGCGCGGGUGCUGCGAGCUCGUCCCCGAAGAUCGGGAGUGGUUGCAUGCAAACGUCCCAUACUUCCAGUGGGAUGAUUUCCGUGGGGGUUACGAAUGGCGACCUUUGAGUGAAAACCUCUUGCCUUUGGGUGUUGGUGUGUAAAUACCAUGUUCUGCGUGAUCCUCAUAAAGAGUAGAUACGUAGAGAUAGGACAGUAUGUACACUGGCACACAACCAAGUCUGCCUUGGUCGUGUAUGCCACUUGACCUCUCCGGUGCAAACUCGGCAUAAACCAUGUCUCGUAGUGACGCGUCACUUUCCAUUUACCUUACUGCCAUGAGCGAAACUGUGUGGACAUGAGACGUAAGGCAUGAAUGCAUGAAGCAUGAAGCCAUGGUCGAGAUUUGUUUCGACAGAUUUAGUACCGCUGUACAACAUGG